This is a messenger RNA of Closterium sp. NIES-67, 1981 nucleotides long. Lineage: Eukaryota; Viridiplantae; Streptophyta; Zygnematophyceae; Desmidiales; Closteriaceae. The record is from the annotation of a GenBank genome assembly.
GUGGCUUUCGCUACAGCUCCCACCGCCUCAAGCUUUCGAGACGUCUCUCACAACUCUGCUUUCCCGCGCCACCCGCGCUGCGCCAUUCGCUACUGCUCCCCUUGCCGCGAGAUUUCUAGCCGUCUGACAACUCGGCUUUCCCCGCCACUGCGCCGCCCGCGCCACCCGCGCCACGCCAUUCGUCCGCCUUCCGCCACCCACGUCAGCAGCCAGUUUCCUCCAUUUCCGCGAAAUACCCUUCGGUCUUGAGAAUUCUCAGAGACAAAACACCUCCUCCAAAUUCGCGAUACCCUUUGACGAACCACCCAUGUCGUUCGGGUUCAUCUACUACCGCGAUCUCCGUCCCCCCGCGAUCGACGAGCUCCCCGCAUCUCUCGCCGUUUCCCCCAUCGCCGUCCCCUCAUAGCCGAAAUCCUCUCGCUGUUUUUCAAGGCGUUCGUCCCCACCUUCGCCCCCACCUCCGUCCACCUCCGUCCACCUCCGUCCACCUCCGUCCACCUCCGUCUACCUUCGUCCACCUUCACAACAUGUCGUUCGGGUUCAUCUACUACCCCGAUCUCCGCCCCCCUGCGAUCGACGAGCUCCCCGCGUCGCUCGCGGCGCUCAGCGAGGAAGCCGUGCUGGCGGCGCGCGAGGCCGCGUACGAGCAGCAGCUUAUAGCGGUGCGCGCCUCUAACGAGGACACCGCGCCGAUCGGGCAGGCAGGGGGGAGGGAGAGGGAGGGGGGGGAGGUUGAGGGGGAGGUGGAGGAGGAGGAGGAGGAAGAGGAGGAGGAGGGGGAGGGGGAUGCGAUGGAUGGUGGGGGGGACGAUGGGAUGAGCGACGAAUUCGGGCAAGAGACAGGGGGGGGAUUGUAGGGCGAGAGAGGUACGGCUGUGAUAUUAGAAGCAGUGAUUGAGAGACGGUGUGAUAAUAGAGGGCGUGGUAAUGCAGGCAGUGCCGUGGAUGGUGGGGGGGAUGAUGGGAUGAGCGACGAAUUCGGGCAAGAGACAGGGGGGAGGGUUGUAGCCGCAAGGGUUGUAGCAGGGGGGCUGUAUUGUGACUGUGUUUAUACAGGCAGUGAUAAUAACGGGUAUACUGGAUGGUGGGGGGGUCGAUGGGAUGAGUGAUGAAUUCGGGCAAGAAACAGGGGGAGGGUUGUAGCCUAGCAGGGGGGAGAUUGUAGUGUGACUUGGCUCGGAUGUGAUAAUACACGCAUUGCUAAUCAAGGGUGGUGCAGGCAGCAGGCUGUAUGUUGCAGGGAUGGAGGCUGGUGCCUUUAGGAUGGUGGGGGGACGAUGGGAUGAGUGAUGGAUUUGGGCAAGAAGCAGGGGGAGGGUUGUUGUGUGAGAGAGUUGCAGCCGUGGGUUUAGAUGGCGUGGCAGAGCAGGCAGAUGCAUGGACGGUGGGGGGAUGAUGGGAUGAUCAGUGAUGAAAAUGGGCAGCUGGGGGAGGGUUGCAGCAGGGGCGGGUUGCAGCAGGGGAGGGUUGCAGCAGGGGAGGGUUGCAGCAGGGGAGGGUUGCAGCAGGGGAGGGUUGCAGCAGGGGAGGGUUGCAGCAGGGGAGGUGUGAGUGUGAUAAUACAUGCAGUGAUUGUAGAGGGUAGGCUACUGUGAUAGUGCAGACGGCGUAAUGGAUGGUGGUGGGGAGGAUGAUGGGAUGGGUGAUGCAUUUGGGCAGGAGACGGGGGGUUGUAGUGUGACUGAUCAAGGCUGUGAUAAUACAGGAUGGCGGGUGGUGAGGGUGGUGGUGGUGUCGGGCAGGGGUGUUGGUAGUGUGAGUGACUGGCCUAGGAUUGUCUCGUGAUUCCGGCAGGUGUGGAUUUUUACAAUUCUCGAAAACCAUAUCUCGAAAAGCAAUUCUAGAAAACUUCUUCAGAGUCGUGCAUGCAUGAGAAAGCAUGUGUGUGGUCGUGCAUGCUGCGUUGCGCCCCUGGGCGUGGGGUGGUGUCAGCAUGUGGAAGAGUUUGUUCCGAUCUUGUUACCAUACGUGUAACAUGUUU